Messenger RNA from Rhinichthys klamathensis goyatoka, 1975 nucleotides. RefSeq names its product gastrula zinc finger protein XlCGF57.1-like. Gene Ontology annotation, molecular function: RNA polymerase II cis-regulatory region sequence-specific DNA binding; DNA-binding transcription factor activity, RNA polymerase II-specific. Gene Ontology annotation, biological process: regulation of transcription by RNA polymerase II. The transcript is spliced from 2 exons. The record is from RefSeq and is a predicted model, not a curated record. Gene Ontology annotation, cellular component: nucleus. Lineage: Eukaryota; Metazoa; Chordata; Actinopteri; Cypriniformes; Leuciscidae. The coding region runs from base 1 to 1860 and encodes 619 amino acids.
AUGAUCCAAGACCAACGCAACGUGCGUUUGUGCCGGAUCACCUCCCUCAGAUCCCUCUUCUUGCGGGAGUCACGCCUCCUCUGCGACCUACUACUCCAUGGAGGAGGCGCACGAGAGGUGACACUGGCUCUCUGGCCUCAUCUAAGGUCCUCGGACCAUGAUAGGCCAGGCCCUCCCAUCUGUCUGGGCAUGGACACGGAUCUCAGCGGUAUGUAUGUCCUGGAUACAGCUGAGUGCGCCUUCCCCUCUCCGAACUUUCCAACCACCGCCAACACGGAGGGUUCACUUGAACUGAUUCUAACUGUAUUUCUGUGUAUUUUAGACCAGGUGAGAGUGAAAGAGCAAAGACAAGAACUGAAUGAAGUGGAGGAGGAACAUCGUAACUUUACAUUUCAAAGAACAAAAGCCAAAAAGACGCACACCUGCACUCAGUGUGGAAAGACUUUCUCACAGAAAGAAAACCUUAACACACACAUGAGAAUUCACACUGGAGAGAAACCGUAUACAUGCACUCAGUGUGGAAAGAGUUUCGCAAAGAAAGGAAACCUUAACACACACAUGAGAAUUCACACUGGAGAGAAACCGUAUACAUGCACUCAGUGUGGAAAGAGUUUUUCUAAUGCAUCAGGUCUCAGUUAUCAUCUGCUCAUUCACUCUGGAGAAAAAACAUUUAACUGUGAUCAGUGUGGUAAAGAUUUUAUUUCAUCAGCACAUCUAAAAUCACACCUGAAAGUUCAUUCAGAUGAGAAGCCUUAUGUGUGUUCUCUCUGUGCAAAGAGUUUUUCAAGGCUGAACAGUUUUAAACUGCACCAGAAAACGCAUGAUGGAGUGAGAGAUCAUGUUUGUUGUGACUGUGGGAAGAGAUUUAUUACAUCUGUUCAUCUGAAACAGCACCAAAUAAUUCAUACUGGAGAAAAACCUUACAAGUGCUCAUAUUGUGACAAGAGUUUCACUCAGUCUGGAUCCCUGAAAUUACAUGAGCGAAUUCAUACUGGAGAGAAGCCGUACGGAUGCACUCAGUGUGAGAAAAGUUUCACAAAAAAAGGAACCCUUAAGACACACAUGAGAAUUCAUACUGGAGAGAAACCGUAUACAUGCACUCAGUGUGGAAAGAGUUAUUCUCAAGCAUCAGGUCUCAGUUAUCAUCUGCUCAUUCACUCUGGAGAAAAAAAUGAAGUUAGAGUUCAUGUGUGCUGUGACUGUGGGAAGAGCUUUACUACAUCUGGUGAACUAAAACUGCACCAAAGAAUUCAUACUGGAGAAAAACCUUACAAGUGCUCAUAUUGUGACAAGAGUUUCACUCAGUCUGGAACUCUGAAAUCACACGAGCGACUUCAUACUGGAGAGAAACCGUAUACAUGCACUCAGUGUGAGAAAAGUUUUACUCAUGCAUCAGGUCUCAGUUAUCAUCUGCUCAUUCACUCUGGAGAAAAGACAUUUAACUGUGAUCAGUGUGGUAAAGAUUUUAUUUCAUCAUCACAACUAAAAUCACACCUGAAUCUUCAUUCAGAUGAGAGGCCUUAUGCGUGUUCUCUCUGUGGAAAGAGUUUUUCAAGGCUGGGAAGUUUUAAACAGCACCAGAAAACACACAAUGAAGUGAGAGAUCAUGUGUGUUGUGACUGUGGGAAGAGCUUUACUGCAUCUGAGAAUCUGAAACUGCACCAAAGAAUUCAUACUGGAGAAAAACCUUACACGUGCUCAUAUUGUAACAAGAGUUUCACUCAGGCUGGAAACCUGAAAUCACACCAGCGAGUUCAUACUGGAGAGAAGCCGUACUACUGUACUCAGUGUGAGAGAAGUUUCACCCAAUCAAGUCAUCUAGUGACUCAUAUUAGAAAGCAUUGUUCUGUGUCACAGUGAGCAAAUGUUUUCUUGGAUUCACAUAAAGUAAAUGUGUAGUUAGUUAACCAAUAAACUAGUAUUGCUGUGAAAUGCCACAAGAUUUGUGUUUUAUAUGUUGGAGAACAAUAAAAUU